Pyrenophora tritici-repentis Pt-1C-BFP is the source of this 1305-nucleotide messenger RNA. Its product is annotated as KilA-N domain containing protein. The record is from RefSeq and is a predicted model, not a curated record. NCBI's taxonomy places the organism in Eukaryota, Fungi, Ascomycota, Dothideomycetes, Pleosporales, Pleosporaceae. Gene Ontology annotation, cellular component: nuclear membrane complex Bqt3-Bqt4. Gene Ontology annotation, biological process: mitotic telomere tethering at nuclear periphery; meiotic attachment of telomere to nuclear envelope. Gene Ontology annotation, molecular function: DNA binding.
AUGGUAAACGGACGCGCUUUGCCCGAGAGGAGGAAUCCUCUUCUUGAGCCUACGGAAUCAACAAUCGUUGAUAUUUUGAUCCAGAGGCGCCGACUGGGGCAGACGAACCUGGGCGUCAGGCCUGGCAUUUCCGGUCUUACCAACGCGACCCAGCCGGAGAACAUGGGCACUUUUGACUACGCGCAUCUGAGAGUCCCCCUUCCCAAGGAUCUCAAAGACUCGGGCAUCUUCAUGGCGAACAAGCCAUCCGCGCAGAACAAGGAUCGCAGAGAGUUGACUUUCCCGGAAUCAUACUUUUUGAUGCGACGCAGCAGUGACGGCUACAUUAGUGCGACCGGCAUGUUCAAGGCUGCAUUUCCAUGGGCUUCGCUCAUUGAAGAGGACGCGGAGCGCAAGUACCAGAAGACGUUCCCAUCUGCCGGUGCCGAGGAGGUUGCUGGAAGCGUGUGGAUUGCGCCUGAAGAGGCUCUCGCACUCUCUGAAGAAUACGGCAUGCGCCACUGGAUAGAGGCUCUCCUUGACCCCACGCCUAUCGAGAAGGGCAACAAGGAUAAAUCGAAUUCCCACAUACAAAUGCCACCAAAGUUUGACGUCAAGAACGCCCAGCCCGCCAUUCUUCCAACGCCCACCGCUCGCCCAGUCCGCGCUCGCUCCACUCGAUCCGUAUCACCUAGUAAAGGCGCUACCCCGAGCCGCAAGUUUGCAACCCCGCGCAAGUCUCGAUCCACAAGGAGCGGGAUGAAGCCCGACGCCACCAAGGGAGAUGACUUGUAUGCAUCGUUUGGCGCUGUUACGCCAUCGACUGCGCUACAGACCUCAAUUGCAAACGGCACCACACCCUCUGUCUCGUCAUUCGACGGCGAUGUCAAAGAGAAGGAGGUAGAUGAGACUGAGUCUGAGCAAGAAGUCAAAGAAGGAACAGUGCACAUUGAGGUCCAGCAGACUGUCGAGACAAAUGGCGACACAGAGAAGACCAGCACCAAUGUCACCGUCGAUGUCCCACAUGACCACCCCGCGCUUCCUGAGCCAGAAGACCCGGCCGCUCUGAUCGCAGAGGCGAAGCGCAUGGUCGCAGAGGCACAAAAGCUUGACGAGGAAUCGUCAGCGGGGCCCGUCAAGUCAACAAAGCGGGGUAUCGAGGAUGUCUUGGACGAUGAGGACAUUGCGGAAGAGCGCUUGAACAAGCUAGCAAAGGUCGCAUACACCACUGAGCAAAAGAUGACAAAGGAAAAAGUCACACGGAGGGCACUCGUAGGUGUGGGUAUCAUGGCAGCUAUUGGAACGGCUUUCCAGUACCUCGUAUAG